GGAAGAUGUGGAGGGCAUGCAGGGCGCGGCGGCCCUGCGCCGUGGUCUUGGCGCGGUCCCCGGGGACCCGGGCCUGCGGCGGGGGCGGGGGCGUCUCCUACACGCAGGGCCAGACCCCAGAGCCCCAGACGCGAGAGUAUUUUUAUUAUGUGGAUCAUCAGGGCCAGGUGGGCCGGGAGCGUGGCCGGAGCGGGCGCACCGGUUAGAGAGCUUUUCCUGGAUGACUCCAAAAUGAAGAACUUCAUCACCUGCUUCAAAGACCCACAGUUCCUGGUCACCUUCUUCUCCCGCCUGAGACCCAACCACAGCGGUCGCUACGAGGCCUCUUUCCCCUUCCUCUCGCCCUGCGGCAGAGAGCGCAAUUUCCUGCGCUGCGAAGACCGGCCGGUGGUCUUCACGCACCUGCUGGCCUCGGGCUCCGGGCCCCCGCGUCUCUCCUAUUGCGGCGGCGGUGAGGCCCUGGCCGUGCCCUUCGAGCCGGCGCGUCUGCUGCCUCUGGCCGCCAACGGCCGCCUCUACCACCCCGCGCCAGAGCGAGCGGGCGGCGUGGGUCUGGUGCGCUCCGCCCUAGCCUUCGAGCUUAGCGCCUGCUUCGAGUACCCGCCCGGCGCGCCCGCGCUGCCCUCACACGUGCGCUGGCAAGGCCGCCGCCUCGCCCUCACCAUGGACCUGGCCCCGCUGCUGCUCGCCGCCUCGCGGCCCUGAGCCGC
Molecule: messenger RNA, 710 nt
Organism: Prionailurus viverrinus (fishing cat)
Lineage: Eukaryota; Metazoa; Chordata; Mammalia; Carnivora; Felidae
Gene: CF2H8orf82
Product: chromosome F2 C8orf82 homolog
Exons: 3
Coding region: 148-705 (185 amino acids)
Source: RefSeq, a predicted model, not a curated record